Exophiala dermatitidis NIH/UT8656 is the source of this 4392-nucleotide messenger RNA. Its product is annotated as dual-specificity tyrosine-(Y)-phosphorylation regulated kinase. Lineage: Eukaryota; Fungi; Ascomycota; Eurotiomycetes; Chaetothyriales; Herpotrichiellaceae. Gene Ontology annotation, molecular function: protein serine/threonine kinase activity; ATP binding. Gene Ontology annotation, biological process: peptidyl-serine phosphorylation; peptidyl-threonine phosphorylation. The transcript is spliced from 4 exons. The coding region runs from base 1 to 4392 and encodes 1463 amino acids. The record is from RefSeq and is a predicted model, not a curated record.
AUGGCAUACAGACAACAUGCUUCUGCCGCCACAUCCAACACCGGCAGCCAGGCAAAAUAUCCAGUUGCUGCAAAAGCCAAUGAUUCGGAACAUGGUGGAGACAACCUGCCGUCGAAGAAACCGCCGUCCUCAUUCUCUACUACUGCCUUGAACGGCCAAUCCACAGGGGACAAUGCUUCAUCCAGCUCUGCCGCCAACUCCCGGAGGAGGCAGUCGUCGAUCCCAAGUGCCAAAGGCCCCAUGGGACCGCGGCCCUUGGACUUUGGGACCGGAAAGAGGUCUACCAGUAAUCCCAUGGCUCCUCAAUUCAAUCCCGUCCGAGGAACGUCUGCCGUCGCUUCCCAAAAUCCCUAUUCCUGCGAAUUAUCCAUCAACGACAUUUCAAGGUUCAGUUUUGCAUCCAUACAAACCAAACAGCCCGCAGAGAGGGAAGGAGAUGGAUCAUCGGGCUUUGGCAACUUCUUGGAGCCGACCUUUAACUUCGACGAUUUUCAAGAUACCAUUGUCGGCACAGACCCCAACCUGAACCAUUUUCCUCUCCCUGGCCGGGGCACAAAUGUCAAAGCUUCCUCCGCGGCCGAAACGCCGGGCGCCGAUUCCAAGAAGCCCGCCAUUCAACCAGCCAUUCCCAUUCCUUCUCGCAAAGGAUCAGGAGUGACGCCUCUGGCUCGCAGAGGGUCCACAACUUCCAGUACAUCUCGGAACUCCAACAAAUCAGACUCAAUGACAGUCACUGCAACAUCGGUGCUUCGAGGCAGAAGACAAAGCCAUUUCCCGCCGAACUCGUUCAACAACGCGAACAGUGGGGUUAAAGCCCCCAGGAAAUCCGUGGGACCGGGCACGUUCAUUCCUCCACAACAAUCCGAGAAACUGACUGUUAGACGGCGGCCGAGCGCUGGGGGAAGAAAAUCAAGUGCGGAGAGCGCAAAGGGCCUGUCGCUUAGGGGGUUGAGUUUUCGAACGGGGACCAACGGGAAGGAAGAUAUCAAGACCGCGGGAACAAUUCGCCCUAGACAGUCACUGGCUGGGAAAAGGCGAUCUUCAAAAGACCUCCUGACGACGCCGUCAAGAACGCCAGACCUGUCCAAGUCGGCCUCCAGUAGUGCUCACCAUACCCCCACACGCAGAGACGGGACACCGGGCAGGACGACAACUCCUGGAGGGAAUGCUGACCGCACUCGUCGGAUAUCUGUCAUGCCUCAUCAUGCCACUGGAUUGGGAGCGCGAACAGUAAGCCCAACCGAUGCACGGCGAAUGAAGCGGAUGUCGACGGUCCCUCCUGCACCACCACUGCCUCAGAGCAGGAUCUCUCAGGCCCCUCCGACUCCCCAGCCUGAUCCUAUACCACAGUUGCCUCAGUCUGAUCUACAGUCUCCCCCAGUCCAGGCCCGCAAGAGCUUGACCCCGUCUUCAUCGAGAACCACGCCGGAUCCCAAUCGGAAAUCGUACAGCUCUGGUCAGUCUUUGUCGUCCAAUACUAGUUAUAGUUCUGUCCGCCAGUCCAUCAACAACGCCACAAGACUAUCUCAAGCGAUGAGUUCCUCCAGGCUUCCCGCUCCAAAACCCCGGCUUGAUACAUCUACAAAUUCCACCUACGAACUGGAAGUGCCCCCGGUCCCAGCCAUACCGAAAGCUUACGAGUCACCCGGCAGUGAACUCGAUCAGCCGUUCUUCUCUGCCCGGUCGUCCAGUCUCCCGCCGUUUGAUGAAGCUCUGUCAGAAAGCCCUGCGUUGUCGACUGCAGCCGAUGCUGUGAAAGAGCUGGAGACUCCUCCGGCGCCGAGCACAUCCUCACAUGUCUCUGGUCCUACUCCUCACGUUGAAACCGAGCCUAGACCCCAACCACAGCGCAGAGAGAGCAAGAAGAAUGUCCAAACGCUCAGACUACCACCUCUGAACCUGCUACCAUUGAGCACCCCUACUUCAGCGAAGAUCAGGUCAUUGAACUCGAAACCAGACUCCGGAGAAAGGCCGGCAACGCCUCCGGGCACUCGCAAUGCAAUGAAGACUCCAAGCACACCGUUGACAGCUUCCAAAGCAAGCUUUUUCUCCAGAGGACAUAAAGCAGCCGAGGAUACGAUGAUGCUUCGAAGUAGCACUUCGCAUCAUGCCCUUCGGUCAGACGAGCUGGAACAUACCAAUGGUAUCAGUCCUAGUCUUCCUGCCUUUACGUUUGAGACGGACAAAAACCAUCGCAGAAUAUCACCAUUUGUCUCUUCCUCCCUACCCAAGAAUAACGAUGAUUUCAAAGAUUUUAUGCAGCCCAACCUUGACAGGAGUACUACUCACUCGCGCCCAAAUGGCCCGCGUGCCCCAAGCUUUUCUGUCACUCCGAAAGCGGAACAUAACCCUGGCCCUGUGGAGAAGCACUCCGAAAGCGAGUCGGGCUUCUCGACAUCCCUCAGGAGGAAGCUAAGUCGCAAACGCAGCGAGCAGAAGGUGUCAGAAAAGGCCCAACAAGGCGCGGAUCCUGCGGAUUAUGACAAUAUGCCACCUCCAAAACUGCCAGCAUCGGCUAGCUGGAACAAUACGCAAAACAACAAUGCAGCGCCUGCUCAAAAGCCUUCAUACAUCAGGUCAAGGAGACAAACCUCCACAUCAAGCACAAGCACUGCGCCAGAACGCCAGGAAAAUAAUGAUAGUUCCCUGUUACAUUCUUCUAACAACCGUCCCUCAGCAGAGAAUCGGCACCUCACACCGCUUGCAAACCGGUCAGGGUCGUUGUCAACAAGCGCUUAUAAUGCCAAUAACUCCCAAAGCCAACGGGCCCACGAGCAAGGUCUUGACCGCGAUGAUAUGAUGGCAGAGGAAGAGAUGAAGAAACUUGCAUCAAAGAGGAAGGAUUUUGAAUCCGCAGCCCGCGAACUUGAUGCCCUCCGAGCCAGGGCACAACCUGCCAGGCGUAUGUCGGCUGGCACAGCCGCGAGGACGAUGGAUUUGAACAUCUUUGAAAGGGGAGAAAUUGUCGAUUAUCCUGAUAUUUACUUCACCGGGACCCCCGAUGCUCGAAAGAUUGUUGGCGAUCUGAAUUCGGCCUCAUCGAACUUCGGAUAUGAUGAUGAGCGAGGCGACUACAACAUUGUGGAAGGCGAUCACCUGGCCUAUCGGUAUGAAGUGGUUGAUCUGCUUGGCAAAGGCAGUUUUGGACAGGUCGUCCGGUGUGUGGACCACAAGACUGGUAUUCUCGUUGCCGUCAAGAUCAUCCGCAACAAGAAGAGGUUUCAUCAACAGGCGCUGGUGGAGGUUAACAUUUUACAGAAGCUGAAAGAAUGGGACCCCGAGAAAAAGCAUAGUGUCGUCAACUUCGACCAGAGCUUCUACUUCCGAGGUCAUCUCUGCAUCUCGACGGAUCUGUUAGGCAUGAACCUCUACGAGUUCAUCAAGGCCCAUGACUUCAGGGGCUUCUCGUUGAAGUUGAUCCGACGAUUCACCAAACAGCUUCUGCAAAGUUUGAUUCUCCUCCAUCAGCACAAGGUCAUUCAUUGUGAUCUGAAACCAGAAAAUAUCCUUCUUGCACAUCCGGUGCACUCGGAAAUAAAGGUUAUCGAUUUCGGGUCAAGCUGUUUCGAAAACGAAAAGGUGUACACGUACAUCCAGUCUCGAUUCUACCGCUCUCCAGAAGUCAUUCUGGGAAUGUCGUACGGCAUGCCGAUAGACAUGUGGAGUCUUGGGUGUAUUCUUGCCGAGCUCUAUACGGGUUAUCCUAUCUUUCCCGGCGAGAACGAACAGGAGCAACUCGCUUGCAUCAUGGAAGUCUUCGGCCCACCGGAGAAGCAUCUGAUCGAGAAGAGCAGUCGGAAGAAACUCUUCUUCGAUUCGAUGGGCAAACCCCGGCUGACCGUGUCAUCGAAAGGAAAGAGACGGAGACCAAGCUCUAAGGAUCUCCGACAAGUGCUGAAAUGUGAUGACGAGGCAUUCUUGGAUUUCAUUGCCAAGUGUUUGAAAUGGGACCCAUCCCGACGUAUGACACCUCAUGAAGCGAACAAACACGAAUUUAUCACUGGCGUCAAAGCCAGUUCGACCAACACGAGACGACCGGCCGUGUCCGGCGUGAAUUCGCCUGUCAAAAGAGUCAACUCUGUUGCAAAUCCUGCCGGUACCAGGCCCUUGCCCCAACCACCAACAUCUACAUUGAAGGCGCCCGUUGGAAGCCGACUGGAGGUGUCUCCGAGUAAGCCAGGGGCAAGGCGACAGUCGGCAAUGCAGGGCACAGCGGCAUCACAGGCAGCAUCACAAGCAUCACAAGCAUCACAAGCGAAGCGGGCGUCUCACGCGGCCAUGUCGUCUUCGGCGUCUAAUCCCAGUUUGUCGAGAUUGACUGCCAGUCAGCGAAGCCUAAGCGGGCGAUCUGACCUUGCUGCUGCCGCCGCCGCUGCAAGUCUUGUGAAAUGA